AUGUCAAUAGUUCGUUCAUCUGUCCAUGCCAAAUGGAUCGUGGGGAAAGUGAUUGGGACAGCCAUGCAAAAAACCGCUAAAGUGAGAGUAACCAGGCUUGUCCUGGAUCCCUAUUUAUUAAAGUAUUUUAAUAAACGGAAAACCUACUUUGCCCAUGAUGCUCUUCAGCAGUGCACAGUUGGGGACAUCGUGCUCCUCAAAGCUUUACCUGUUCCACGAACGAAACAUGUGAAGCAUGAGCUGGCUGAGAUUGUUUUCAAAGUCGGACAAGUCAUAGAUCCGGUGUCUGGGAAACCUUGUGCAGGGACUGCCUACCUGGAGAGUCCAAUCGGUGUGGAAGCUACCCAUCUAACCAGCACUCAGGAAGAACACGGUGUCUCUUCACAGCAGUGA
Messenger RNA from Pipistrellus nathusii (Nathusius's pipistrelle), 393 nucleotides. NCBI's taxonomy places the organism in Eukaryota, Metazoa, Chordata, Mammalia, Chiroptera, Vespertilionidae. The record is from the annotation of a GenBank genome assembly.